ACACACUCGACAUCGUCGGAUUUUCUGCAGCAGCACCCACAUCCACCAAGAAAAAAAAAAAUCCCAACUUGUUUCCCCCGCUGCAGGAUCUUUACGCGCGGCGGUGCCGACAUGUUGAGGAUGCUGAGAUGAGCCUUGCGCGGCUCUCCAUGCUGCCGAAACCUCUCCUCCUCCUCCUCCUCCUCCUCUUCCUCCUCCUCUCUUCCUCCUGAUGAGGGGAGCAAAGAGGACGAAAACAAGGCUGCCUCAUGUGUUCUUUUCCGAAAAGAAGAUGGCAAAGGUGGAGCGAUUAGAGCUGGGCUCAUGACGGAACGAGUAAUCCUUUCAGUGCACCAAAGAGAUUUGGAAACGUUUGGAUGGAAUUUGGGCGAGUGUCUGCUACGAGAACUGUUUUUGGUCUUGCAUGAAACCGGCGAUUAGUUGCUGCCACACAUUCUUCCCUAAUGACUGCAUCGAGGAGAUUGAUUUGAAAGGGGCGAGUGGUUUCUCUGCGCGAAUUUCCCCUAAAACUCACCUCUUGUUUUCUCUCCUAAAGUACUCCACAUCUAAAUGGAAUUAGUUGAGUCUGCGGCCGUUUGUGAAAGGAACAGACAUGGUACAUGGACACAGCUUCCAUCACGUUGUCGCAAGUCUUCUCCUCCUCGGCUUGUCCGGCGCAACAAAGAGAGGCACAUCAGUGAAAAACAAUUCCGGGGUGAAGCCAGCUGGUCAGUGUGGAACGUGGGUGAAAGAACCAGAAGGAGGUCUCUUCACUUCUCCCAACUACCCAAACAAAUACCCACCGGAUACAGAGUGUGUGUACAUACUUGAAGCCCCGCCAAGGCAGUGCAUCGAGCUCCACUUUGAGGAGCACUAUUCGAUCGAGUCCUCUUGGGAAUGUAAAUUUGACAACAUCGAAGUUCGCGAUGGACCUUUCGGCUUCUCUCCCAUGCUCGGACGCUAUUGCGGUCAGCACAGCCCGCCGGAUAUCAGGAGUGGCGGCCGCUACCUGUGGAUAAAAUUUGUUACGGAUGGCGAGUUGGAGGCGGUGGGAUUUUCAGCCAGUUACAACUUCACUGCAGAUCCAGACUUUGCAGACUUGGGAGUACCACCACCUCUACCCUCAUGUCAGUACGACAUGGUCGGUCCAGAAGGUAUUGUCGAGUCUCAUCAGAUCACCAGAGACGGGAAGGCUGGCGCCAACGAGGCCGUCGACUGCAAAUGGUACAUCCGGGCGCCACCACGCUCCAAGAUCUACCUACGUUUCCUCGACUAUGAGAUGGCCAAUUCCAAUGAAUGCAAGCGCAACUUUGUGGCGGUGUAUGACGGCGGCAGCUCGGUGGAGGACCUGAAGAGCAAGUUCUGUUCUACGGUGGCCAAUGACCUCAUGUUGGUGUCGACCUUGGGUGUCAUUCGAAUGUGGGCAGAUGAGGCCAGCCGCAAAAGUCGCUUCCGCAUCCUUUUCACGACCUACCAAGAGCCUCCGUGUGAUCCAGAUGCCUUCUUCUGUCACAGUAACAUGUGCAUAAACAACACACUGGUGUGCAACGGCCAGCAGAACUGCGUGUACCCCUGGGAUGAGAAUCAGUGUAAAGAGAACACGAAAGCCAACAUCCUGGACAACCUGAACAACACAAACGGGACCAUCAUUGGCGUCACCUGCUGCAUUGUCCUUCUCCUCCUCAUCAUCUCCGUUAUCGUCCAAAUCAAGCAGCCUCGCAAAAAGUACAUCCUGCGGCGUGAGGACUUUGACCCCACCAUGUUCCAAGAGGUCUUUGAGCCGCCUCACUACGAGCUGUGCACUUUGCGCAGCGCCACCGCCGCCGCUGCCUCAGCAGACCUCGUGGACCUUGCGGAAGACUUUGAGAACUACCACGCCCUCCGCCGUGCCUCCUCACGCUGCAUCCACGACCACCACUGUGGCUCCUCCGCCAACCCGGGCUCGGCCCACAUAUCCCAGUUGUCCCUCAGCGGGCGAGGGAGCCGCGGGAAUCUGAGCGCGCGGGACCUGACGGCGGGCGGCCUCCUCGCGGACCUGCCGCAGCCGCCCAUGUCCGUGCGGCCCCUCUUGCCGAGCGCGGCGAACCGUAGGAGCAUCUUGGUCAUGAAGCACAGCUACUCGCAAGAGGGAGCGGACAACGGAUGCGACCUGGACGACGACCUGGAUGAAGUUCCCACCACCAGCCACCGGCUUUCACGCCACGAAAAGGCAGUACAGCGGUUCUGCCUCAUUGGCUCUUUGAGCAAACAUGAAUCAGAGUACAACACAACAAGGGUCUGAGAUGCAAUCUCAAGAUACAUCAGACAGGUGCAUCAUUCCUCUGCAUCUUGCCAAGUUUGACAGCAUUUGGAGGUCUCUCUCCCGUGUGAAUCUUCUGUGAACUAAUAUGGCUGAGUAAUUAGAGUGAUGAAGGGGGCGAACGCAUCAAGUUGUUUCUUUGCUUCACGCCACACAGGUGUUUUGUUCCUGUACCUGUGGACCACAUCUGGCAAGGAUGAACUAGCAAUGGAGCAUUGAUAAAUGACUGAAACCAGAGAAUACCUUUAAUGUAAAGCAGUUCAUGAAGAAGAAAAAAAAACACAUAAAUCAUGUUUUUACAAAUCAUUUUCAUGCUUCAGUUAAACGUUUCAUGUUUAUUUAUAGACUGGGUGCUGUGUGAGGUGCUUACAUGUCUAAAGGUUGAUGUGUGGAAAUGAAGUGAUGAAUUUCAUUUAUAAACGCUUCUCAUAGGUAGCAUAUGUCUGGGCAUUAUAAUUUCUUAGUUUGUCACUCUUGAUCAUUACAUUGUGUUUUCAUUUAAGAGAGUCAUUUGCAUAUUGAUUUGAUAUUAUAAAGAUAAUGCUGGACAGAAUAUUUAAAUAA
Hippocampus comes (tiger tail seahorse) is the source of this 2842-nucleotide messenger RNA. RefSeq names its product neuropilin (NRP) and tolloid (TLL)-like 1, like (gene neto1l). NCBI's taxonomy places the organism in Eukaryota, Metazoa, Chordata, Actinopteri, Syngnathiformes, Syngnathidae. Gene Ontology annotation, biological process: positive regulation of excitatory postsynaptic potential. The record is from RefSeq and is a predicted model, not a curated record. Gene Ontology annotation, cellular component: postsynaptic density. The coding region runs from base 593 to 2260 and encodes 555 amino acids. The transcript has 12 exons. Gene Ontology annotation, molecular function: ionotropic glutamate receptor binding.